CUUCAUCGGUGUGUUUAUGGGGGGUCGCUCCUGGGGUCUCAGGGUGAGGAGUUUGGGGGGCUGCGGGUGGAUCUAGGCCGCGUCGACCGAGGUGACGGAUUAUCAGCUGACAGACAGCUGGAAGAACGGUGUCUCCAUGGCUAAAGUGGCUCCACUGGACCCCCCUUGCGUCAGGGAGCUGACGCCCCCCAUCAUUGUUCUACAGGACAUGGAGGAGGAUCUGGAGGACACUGGGGAGGGAGUGAGGGUCAGCAGGAGAGCCGGACCUGGAGCUCUGUUCAACGUCAACAACAGCAACAACAACGAGGAAGACGAGGAGGAAAAAAAGAGGAAGAAAAGGGAGAAGAAAGAAAAGAAGGAGAAGAAGGAGAAGGAGAAACAGGAGAAGAAGGAGAGGAAGGAGAAAAAGCAGAAGGAGAAAGAGGAGAAAGAGAAGGAGAAGCAGAAGGCCAAAGAGAAGGAGGAGAAAGAGAAGAAGGCCAAAGAGGAGGCAGCCAAAGAAAUCACCGUCAUUGAUCCAGCGGGAAACACCUACUACCACUGGCUCUUCAUCAUCACCAUCCCCGUCAUGUACAACUGGACCCUCAUCAUAGCCAGGGCGUGUUUUGAAGAACUUCAAACCGACUAUCUGGUCUUCUGGUUCCUAAUGGACUUUGUCUCUGACAUCAUUUAUCUGCUGGACAUGGUGUUCAGAACCAGAACCGGUUACUUGGAGCAGGGUCUGCUCGUGAAGGACGAGAAGAAGCUGCGAGAGCGGUACAUGAUCAGCUUCCAGUUCAAGAUGGACCUGGUCUCCAUGAUCCCGACCGACAUAUUCUACCUGAUUCUGGGUGUCACCUACCCGGAGAUCCGGCUCAACAAGCUCCUGCGCUUCAACAGGAUGAUGGAGUUCUUCCAGCGCACAGAGACCAGAACCAACUACCCAAACGCUCUUCGGAUCUCCAACCUCGUCAUGUACAUCCUGAUCAUCAUCCACUGGAACGCGUGUCUCUACUACUCCUUCUCUAAGGCCAUCGGUUUCGGGGCUGACAGGUUCGUGUAUCCGGAUCCUUCAAACCCGGAGUUUGGUCGUCUGGUCAGGAAAUACGCCUACAGCAUGUACUGGUCCACGCUGACGCUCACCACCAUCGGAGAAACCCCGCCCCCUGUGGAGAACUCGGAGUACUUCUUUGUCGUGACUGACUUCCUGGUGGGUGUGCUGAUUUUUGCUACCAUCGUCGGUAACGUCGGCUCGAUGAUCACCAACAUGAACGCGGCCAGAGCUGACUUCCAGGCUCGCAUCGACGCCAUCAAACAAUACAUGAGCUUCAGGAAGGUGACAAAGGACUUGGAGAAACGAGUGAUCAAGUGGUUCGACUUCCUGUGGACCAACAAGAAAGCGGUGGAUGAGCGAGAAGUUCUGAAGUACCUGCCCGACAAGCUGAGAGCGGAGAUCGCCAUCAACGUUCACCUGGACACCCUGAAGAAGGUCCGGAUCUUUGCGGACUGUGAGGCCGGUCUGCUGGUGGAGCUGGUGCUGAAGCUGCAGCCGCAGGUCUACAGUCCAGGAGACUACAUCUGCAAAAAAGGAGACAUCGGCAGGGAGAUGUACAUCAUCAAGGAGGGGAAGCUGGCGGUCGUGGCGGACGACGGCGUCACGCAGUUCGUAGUUCUCAGUGAUGGAAGCUACUUCGGUGAGAUCAGCAUCCUGGCCAUCAAAGGCAGUAAGGCAGGAAACAGGAGGACAGCCAACAUCAGAAGUAUCGGAUACUCCGACCUCUUCUGUCUUUCCAAGGAUGACCUGAUGGAGGCGCUGACAGAGUAUCCCGAUGCCAAAGCCCUAUUGGAGGAGAAGGGGAAGCAGAUUCUGAUGAAGGACGGGCUGCUGGACCUGGAGUUGGCGGCUCAGGGUCCGGAUCCCAAAGAGAUCGAGGAGAAGGUCGACCGCAUGACCAGCACGCUGGACGUCCUGCAGACCCGAUACGCCCGGCUGCUGGCCGAGAACGAAGCCACGCACAGCAAGAUCAAACACCGAGUCACACGGCUGGAGAGGAAGCUGGCUCCGCCUCCACGAUCCGACCAACCCGGGGACGCCCCGCCCCCUCCGACCCCUGAGACUGCUAAAGAGGAGGAGAAGAAAUAGGUAGAAGACGAGGAGGAGGCGGAGCGGAGGACUGAGUGACAGAACGGCGGGAAGUCCUGAGUGACUGUAGGCUGGAAGGGAAGUUUCUCAACCUGAAAGUACGUUUAGGGAUCAGGUUUACCGCACAGCGCCUCACAUCUCCAGUAGAUUUCAGAGACAGAACUGACAGCCGGCUGAGAGGACACUCGCUGUCAGGGAAGAAGGUUCCUCUGGAUCAUAGGAGGACUCCUGGUGUCUCCAUGUAGUCGCUGUUCUCACGGUCCAGCCGUAAAACUCUAUCAAGCUUUUAUGGAUUAGCGGUUUCGCUCCUGCAUCUUUAGUUUUCACCGAGCAGAGGAUUUUGUAUCCGCUGAUCAAGUUCAAACGCUGUACGGUCUGUUUUAUUAUGUUUCUGGUUCUGUGCCCAGUGGAUCGAGAAAGCUACAAACAACCACAUGGAACUAUGCAGCAUGUUUAAAGUUUCUAUCACCAGAUUCAUUCAUGUUAGAGCCAACAACAAAGAGACGGAGCUUUCCAGAUCAACGUUCUUCAGAAUACCGAAACUCUUCAACCGUUCAUGCAAACACCUGAGGCGUCGCCUGUGACGCUAAAGCACAAAACCUGUAACGUACUGUAAC
Messenger RNA from Oryzias melastigma (Indian medaka), 2739 nucleotides. It is a transcript of the gene cnga1b, whose product is annotated as cyclic nucleotide gated channel subunit alpha 1b. Bases 137 to 2122 code for a protein of 661 amino acids. Gene Ontology annotation, molecular function: protein-containing complex binding; intracellularly cAMP-activated cation channel activity; intracellularly cGMP-activated cation channel activity. Gene Ontology annotation, biological process: monoatomic cation transmembrane transport. NCBI's taxonomy places the organism in Eukaryota, Metazoa, Chordata, Actinopteri, Beloniformes, Adrianichthyidae. Gene Ontology annotation, cellular component: intracellular cyclic nucleotide activated cation channel complex; plasma membrane. The record is from RefSeq and is a predicted model, not a curated record. The transcript has 15 exons.